GAGGGGCAGGUCUCGCGAGAGGAGCGGCGGGAAGAUGGCCGGGCCUGGCUGGGAGGCGUGAGGCGCUGAGGAGGACGAGGGCGAGGGCGAGGAGCGGCGCCGGCCGUCGGUCGGUCGGUCGGGCCCCGGGUGACUUCUUCGCCCCUUGCUGGCGCCGUGUGUGUGUGUGUGUGUGUGUGUUGGGUGCCGGGAGAUGCUCCGGGCGUGGAGGGCGUCGGGGGGCGUCGUCGUCGUCCCUGCCGGCGCUGUGGGGCGGUGAGGCCCCCCGGCCCCCGGGGCCUCGGGCGGCAGCGGCGGCGGCGGCGGCCAUGACCGGAGAGAAGAUCCGCUCCCUGCGGAGGGACCACAAGCCCAGCAAGGACGAGGGCGGCCUGCUGGAGCCCGGAGACGAGGAGGCGGCGGCCGCCCCCGGGGGCACCUUCACCGGGGGCCGCACCGGCCCGGCCGGAGGCGGCGGCGGCGGCGGUGGCGGCGGCGGAGGGGGGAAGGCCGGCAGGGCCUGUCACAGGAUCUUCAGCCACCAUCACCACAACCACCACCACCACGGCCCCACCCCGCCCGCCACACAGGGGCCGCAGCCCACCGGGGCCCCCCCGGGCCCUCAGGACCCCGCCGGACCCGGCGCCCCCCACCACGGAGCCCCACCCGCCCCCGGACCCCUCCACUUCCCGCUCCACGAGUGCGUCUUCAAGGGGGACGUGAGGAGGCUGUCCUCCUUCAUCCGCACGCACAACAUCGGCCAGAAGGAUAAUCACGGAAACACUCCUUUACAUCUUGCUGUAAUGUUGGGAAGUAAAGAAUGUGCCCAUUUGCUUUUGGCUCAUAAUGCUCCAGUUAAGGUGAAAAAUGCUCAGGGAUGGAGCCCUCUGGCAGAAGCUAUCAGUUAUGGAGACAGACAGAUGAUUACAGCACUGCUAAGAAAACUUAAGCAGCAAUCCAGGGAAAGUGUUGAAGAAAAGCGACCUCGAUUAUUAAAAGCCCUAAAAGAGCUAGGUGACUUUUAUCUAGAACUUCACUGGGAUUUUCAAAGCUGGGUGCCUUUACUUUCCCGAAUUCUGCCUUCGGAUGCAUGUAAAAUAUACAAGCAAGGUAUAAAUAUCAGGCUUGACACAACUCUCAUAGAUUUUACUGACAUGAAGUGCCAACGAGGGGACUUAAGCUUCAUUUUCAAUGGGGAUGCUGCACCCUCUGAAUCUUUUGUAGUGUUAGACAAUGAACAAAAAGUUUACCAGCGAAUACAUCACGAGGAAUCAGAGAUGGAAACAGAGGAAGAAGUUGACAUUUUGAUGAGCAGUGAUAUUUAUUCAGCAACUUUAUCAACCAAAUCAAUUACUUUCACACGUGCCCAAACAGGAUGGCUUUUCCGGGAAGACAAAACAGAAAGAGUAGGAAACUUUUUGGCAGACUUUUACCUGGUAAAUGGACUUGUGUUAGAAUCAAGGAAAAGAAGAGAACAUCUCAGUGAAGAAGAUAUUCUUCGAAAUAAGGCCAUCAUGGAGAGUUUGAGUAAAGGUGGAAACUUAAUGGAACAGAAUUUUGAGCCUGUCCGAAGGCAGUCUCUUACUCCACCUCCACCGAACACAAUUACUUGGGAAGAAUAUAUAUCUGCUGAAAAUGGAAAAGCACCUCAUCUGGGCAGAGAGCUGGUUUGCAAAGAGAGUAAGAAGACGUUCAAAGCUACAAUAGCCAUGAGCCAGGAAUUUCCUUUAGGAAUUGAGUCAUUAUUGAAUGUUUUGGAAGUAAUUGCACCCUUCAAGCACUUUAACAAGCUUAGAGAAUUUGUUCAGAUGAAACUUCCACCAGGCUUUCCAGUAAAGCUAGAUAUCCCCGUGUUUCCUACCAUCACAGCCACUGUGACAUUUCAGGAGUUCCGCUACGAUGAGUUUGAUGAGUCCAUCUUCACAAUUCCCGAUGACUACAAGGAGGACCCCAGCCGCUUCCCCGACCUCUGACCCGCCUGAAGCAGCAGCAGCAGCACCAGCUGAGCGCCGGGCGAACCAGGGGGCCCAGGGAGCCUGGCCUUCAGGUCCAGACCGAAGGGACGAGUCCUGUCCGUGAAGAGAAGGGAUGUGGCCGUGGACCCGACCCGUCGGUGGAGCUACAGGUGGCUCGGGCAGCCACCUCCCAUCGGUAUCACAGCAAGUCUCCCGAUGUGCCAUUUUCAACCUUUUUUAUAAUACACAGUGUAGGCUCGGUAGAUUGACGCCGCCGUGAUCCUAAAAGAGUUCUUAUGUAAAGCAGCAGCAAGUGCUGUGAUUUGUUUUUAAAAGUUUUUACUUCUUGGGGAGAUAUAUAUAUAUAUAUAUAUAUAUAUGUAUAUAUAUAAAAAUAAAUAAUAAUUUAAAAUAUAUAUAUAUAUAUAUUAAAGAAAACACUCCUGGACCAUACCAUGAGAUUGAAAAUGUCUUAGUUGAUAGAAAGCCCUUUUAAAUCCGUCCCCUUAUAUUCAAGGUGACACUUAUAAAUAUCCCUUCAGGCUUUUCUUUUCAUAAAUUGUAAACUAUGUAACAUUAUGUAUAGUUCAGUAAUUUGAAUGUUAGUUGAACAUAAUGAUCUAGAAGGAAUGCAUUUUCUGUAGAGGAAUGAAUCAAAUGGUAAUCAUUAAACAGUUGCAUUUUCACAUGGCAAUGCAUUUCAGAACUGGCAUUCACUCUGCAGGGAAUCAUCGGGUACCUCCUCUAACACCUUAGGGCAGCUCAUCACGGUGCUAUUCAUGUGUUUUUUGGGAAUUGUUUGUUUCUGCAGAGGGAAAGGUUGUUCCUGACUCUUCUGUCCCUAAAGCAACAACUUUCCUGUUUUCCAUUGGCUUCUUGGUCCAUGAGUCCUUGUGGUAUAUAUCCACUGGCAGGCCUUUAAAAAAUGUUCAUCUGACAAUUGCAGCCCUCGGUCUUUAUUAUAAUAAUUUCUGCAUGUCAUCUGCAGCCUCAUAGCUGCACAUAAAUCUAGUUGUCUUCGUAUGUGGGCCCGAUGGGAUGUGAAUCGAUUUGAUCAGUGGAUAUGCGCUGUAGUUCCAGAAAAAUUGCCCACAUUCCAAAACUCUUCUCCCUUGGGAUAAAAUUGUUCCUAGGUAAAUGUGAGAUGCUGCCCAAAUUUCUCUAUCAAUGAUGCUAGAGAAAACCCAGAAACAAACCAUUUUUCCUUGUUUCCAAGGUAUGCAUUACUGAGUGAGUUUGAAAUCUUGCCUGUCUUUUCCAAGAUGGUCCAAGGCCCAAGAUGGCCAGUAAACUAGUGAGGAUUCCCAGUGUCAGUCCAUAGAAUGUGGUAGGGGCUAGAAGAGGUCAGUGGUUAGCUGCCCCAAAUGAGGUAUUACUGUACCCUGAAUGAAUGGUGCCUUGAUGCAGUGUCUAUCCCGUCCCUCUGUUCCCCCCACCCGAGUCCGACUAAACCCUGAAUUGAAAAUGACCACUCCCCACCGCUCAAAAUCAAAAUGUUUUUUCUUCCUCUUCUAAACCCACUUCCUUCCCCUCUCCCUCAAGACACCCCUCCCUUCUUCUCUCUCUCCUCACCCUCCUCUCCUGUCAAACCGCACACACUGCAUCAGUAUGAUGUAGAUGCCCCUCUGUCUUUGACACUACCCACCCCGCUCAGAUCCACGCCAACCUCUGUAGCUUUCAGUACCGGAAGCGGCAGGAGAACGAAGUGCCCUAAGAAGAUUCUCAAUUCCAGAUGGGUGAUGGAAGGCAAGAUCCUGGAUCCUCCAGGAGGUGGAAUCUUUGAGCCUGGGGAGCUUAUGAGUAUUAACGUCAGCUGGAGUGCUGAUUCUUUCGCUUUGGAUUAAGAAUCCUGUUGUUAAUAUUCUGUUCUAGGAGUAGACCCCCCAAACAAACUUGAUUUCAGAGCACUAUGAGGUAUUUCCAACUGUAUCUGUCAGUUCUCGAGUGACAGCAAUGACUAACUUCUUUUAGGUGCCCCAGGAAAGGGUGCAAACAUCCAUUUGGUUACAGAAAUUGCCUGCUGCUUUGAGGAGGUGAGAAACCGAGUUUGCGAAGGGUUUUGACAAGCCACUCAGGGAAUGGGUCUGUAGCAGCCCUCCAAGCCGCUGUUGGAGACCAGUCGUAUUCAGUGAGCACCUAGUAUUACCGAGCACUGUGCUAAGCGCUUGGGAGAGUUCAGUAUAGUAGAGUUGGUAAGGCCGUUCCUACCUACAGAGAGCUUAGAGUCCAGCGGGACAAGCUGACAGUCUAGACUUCUGGGCUUUUACACACUUGUCCCACGAGGCUCUCCCAAAAACCUGAGCGCUCCAGACUGAGACCUGUACAGUCAUUACUGGCCUUUCCCAGGGGCCCUUCUGCCAAGUCCAGUGAAGACUUAAAGGGGUUUAAUCCCCUUCUCUAAGAGCAUUUGGAAACGUUUAAUGAGGGCCUUCUGGGAGGUGAAUUCUUUCAGAGCAGGUGAACAUUUUGGAAGAGACCGGUGCCUCUUGCUGGGCAAAUGAGCGACAGGCCGAAAGGGGAACUCCAAAAAACUUGGGCCUGCAUUUUUUAGCAGACUUUUAGCAAACUUUUUUAGCCAACGGCAGUACGUUUGGAGAAAGUCGACUGGUUGGCGGAGUCCCAGAAACAAAUUGGUAGGCUGAGCCCUGCGGAGGUCACUGUACUGAGCUCUGGGAGAGAAUACAAAAUUGGGAAUUAGACGUAGUCCCUGUCAAAGAGGAAAGAAAAGUUAUAAUUUCUCUGGGGCCCUCUGUUCAUACCAAAGCAUUUGAUGAUGAUAAUGGUAUUUGUUAAGCACUUACUAUGUGCCAAGCACUGUUCUGAGCACUGGGGGAAAUGCAAGGUAAUUGGGUUGUCCCACAGUCUUAGUCCCCAUUUUGUCAUGGAAGAGAGCUUAGAACACAUCUUGGGUAGCUUGCUAACUAGAAAAUUCCUUAAAAAAAUUAAAGCUCUUUAAAUCUGUAUUUAAUUAUCCCCUUAUUUGUGAGAGAGAUAAUGGUAGAUUAAGUGGAAGCUGUGACGAGUAUGAGGUGCUUGGGGAAAUUGGGGAUUAAAGGGUUGCUGAUAGAAAACUGAGAAAAUGGUAUCAACUGAAAAUGACGCGUCAAAUAAGAGUUUAACUACUUGAACCACCCCCAGCUUAAAAAAAAAGUUUACUGAUUUUGGCUGCUGUUUAUUCUGUUUCCCAGGUUUCUCUUUAGUAGGCUGUUUGAGUACCAGUGAAAUGGAGUGUCUUUGUUAGACCCAUUAUACCCCAUUUUUGAGGCUUCAAAUCGUGCAGGCCCGAGGUGCCCCAGCUGUCACGUUUUAGGCCGCGGCCCUUUAAUGCAGGGCCAUUCCUUGGCUGCCUGCCUCUCCUGGGCUGGCUCUCAUUGGAUGCUCAGUCGGGUUUUUUUUUUGGAAGCACUGAUCACAUUGAAGCGGCACUGUUCCUGGCCUUCAAUCCUCUCAAAGCCUACCAGUACCCUGCUGCUGAGUUGCUAUUUCCAUUUUUAAUGAGUUGACAUGAGCCUCUAGGCCCAACUUCCUGGGGAAUUAGGGCCCUCUUCGUCCCUCUGCCACUUGUCCAGGAGAGCGGCGAGAGAACGCCAGAGAGCCUGGACGUAGGCACGAGAUUGGCACGCCAGCAGCUUCACCCACCCAAUUCCCCAGCAGUGCACCUUAGGGCCCAGCACCCUGCUUUGAAUGACGUGGAAAGGCUACACCUAGUUGUCACCCAAACAGAUGAGCCCCUUUAAUAUUGAUGCGGCUUCAAAAAAAACACAGUUGGAAAAUGUAAUUGCGACCUGCCGGUGACCGAUGUGGUUGUUUCCAGGAAAUUCAGAAGCGGUGUGGCUCAGGGGUUAUAGCACAGGCGUGGGAGUCAGAGGACCUGGGUUCUAAUCCCAGCUCUGCCACUUGUCUGCUGUGUGAAAUUGGGUCCGAAUGUGUCGGAAUCCCUCUCCGUUGUUUUAGCAGCAGUAACUCAACACCAAAGUCACCCCGCUCUAGUGAGUCGCACUCUCAUGCCAAAGGGGAGUUCGGAGCUCUCUUUAAGUACGGUUCUCUGAGUUCUCACAGUGGACAUUAGGGAAAAUACAACAACAUUCUGGCUCCAUCUAUAUCUUGUUCCCUGGAGGAAUUUAAUUUGUGGCUUCAAAUAGUUGAGAAAGCUGCCUUCAUUAUUAGUAAAAUUGAAGGUUUCUGAUUUGCCCCCACUAGUAGCGACUGAAAUUUCAGAAAUACCAUUCCUUUCAAAUAUUGCCGGUAUGGACUAGACACAAAAUAGGUGAUGUUUGCUAACGGAGCAGCUAGAAAAUCCUCUCAAACCCAUGCUUUUGGCUUACCCAGACACCUAAACUUUGCUGACAUCUACCACUUUCCACCUAGCAGUUGCUUUGGUGGCAGAAUGUUGCAGUUUAGCAGAAAUACUGACUUAUUCAAGAGUAUCAGCUGACAGUGUAUAGAAUGUAUUCUAAUACUGCAGAGGUAUUUUGCUUGGAACUUGUAAAUUCCCCCUAGGAGCCAAUAAUUCUUUUGUAUUUUACCAUUUGUGUGAUUCAUGUCCUUAAAUGAACUCAUUCUUAGCCCAGAGUAAUUUUUAGAAUGUAUUCUUUGUUAGACUAAAGACCAAAACAAUGCAGUUUGAUUCUGAAAAUGUUCAAGAUACAAAGUUUAUCUGUAAAUGCAACUCUAUUAUGAAAUUAUUUUAGAGAACAUGUGCUUUGAGGACACAUCCUUGUUUGAUUUUGGAGUGUUGCUCUGCUGUGGAUUGAAAAAAGGCUCCACCGGGUAUCAGCACUCAGAUUUUCUGCAAGGAUGUUAUUUUACUGGUCACUUUUUAAAUAAAAACCCUAAAUUUUCAA
Molecule: messenger RNA, 6778 nt
Organism: Ornithorhynchus anatinus (platypus)
Lineage: Eukaryota; Metazoa; Chordata; Mammalia; Monotremata; Ornithorhynchidae
Gene: ANKRD13C
Product: ankyrin repeat domain 13C
Exons: 13
Coding region: 309-1952 (547 amino acids)
Cellular component (GO): cytoplasm
Molecular function (GO): protein binding
Source: RefSeq, a predicted model, not a curated record